This is a messenger RNA of Brettanomyces bruxellensis, 1128 nucleotides long. RefSeq lists its product as uncharacterized. Lineage: Eukaryota; Fungi; Ascomycota; Pichiomycetes; Pichiales; Pichiaceae. Bases 1 to 1128 code for a protein of 375 amino acids. The record is from RefSeq and is a predicted model, not a curated record. The transcript has a single exon. Gene Ontology annotation, molecular function: 3'-5'-DNA exonuclease activity. Gene Ontology annotation, cellular component: cytosol.
AUGUCUACUGCCUCAAAACAUAUCUCACAAGAAAAAUCGAACUUCACCUCAUUUAAACCACACUACUACGAUGUUGGCAUGAAUUUGUCGGAUGAAAUGUUCAAGGGCAUCUACAGAGACAAGCAAAUACACAAGCCGGAUCUCGGAGAUGUUCUCAAAAGAGCGAAAUUCUGCAAUGUUACCAAAAUGCUUCUUACAGGAUCCUCAUUGGAUGAAUCUCGGUGGACUUUGGGGCAGGCCAAAAAGUACAAUGAUGAGCAAUUGGAGGACGAGAACGGCAACAGGCUCUAUCCAGAACUUGUGUGCACAGUUGGGGUCCAUCCGUGCACCGUUCUGGAGUUUGAUUCUGACCCGGAUGGCCACAUUUCUUUGUUGAAAAGCUUAAUUCGAGAGUACGAACCAACCGGACUCGUUAGAGCCUUUGGAGAGAUCGGAUUGGACUAUGACCGACUUCAUUACGCUUCGGCCGAGAAGCAGAAGCUGUAUUUUGAGAUGCAGUUGAAGCUGGCGGCUGAAUUCGACAUGCCGCUUUUUUUGCAUAUGCGAAAUGCAUGUGAUGACUUUCUACAGAUAUUGGUUCCUUUUGUGGACGGAACGCGGCAAGAUGGUAUCCGGCUCAAGAAUAAGAACUGUCUUGUGCACUCGUUUUCAGGUUCGGAGACAGAUCUCCGUAAAAUUCUUGCUCACAAAUCUUUUUGGGUGUCUGUUAACGGCUGCUCUUUGAAAACAGAAGAAAACUGCAAGACGGCAGCACAAAUUCCACUCGAUAGACUCUUAAUCGAGACGGAUGCCCCAUGGUGCGAAAUCAAAAAGACACAUGCCUCAUACAAGCAUCUAACUAGGUGUCCGACGGUUUUCUAUCCAAUGGAGUACAAUUCGCAAAAUGUAAGAAUUGGGCGUAGUCAGCCCGGAAAGCUUCAUCCAUUUUUGCCUAUUCCGGUUGUCAAGCCACACAAUCUGGACAAUUUUGCUUUGCGGGACUCGUUUGUUCAGCCACCGCUAGUUAAAGCGAGAAAUGAACCAUGUAUGGUGGGAUUUGUGGCUGAGGUGAUGGCUAAACUUAAGCAUUGCGAUCCCCAGACGCUAAUUGAAAAAUGCUAUGAUAACAGUUUACGGUUAUUUGGAUAA